Malaclemys terrapin pileata is the source of this 15576-nucleotide messenger RNA. RefSeq names its product tubulin tyrosine ligase like 11 (gene TTLL11). Gene Ontology annotation, molecular function: tubulin-glutamic acid ligase activity; tubulin binding. Bases 1 to 2043 code for a protein of 680 amino acids. Lineage: Eukaryota; Metazoa; Chordata; Testudines; Emydidae. Gene Ontology annotation, biological process: microtubule cytoskeleton organization; protein polyglutamylation. The transcript is spliced from 9 exons. The record is from RefSeq and is a predicted model, not a curated record. Gene Ontology annotation, cellular component: cilium.
AUGGAGUCGGCCGGGACCGAGCCCGAGAGCUGCCCCCCGGCCCAGGAGCCGCCAGGGUCCCCGGCCCUCCCCGCCGAGGAGCCGGAGCGGAGCGAGGCCGCCCCGGAGCCCCAGCAGGCGGCUGAAGGGGUCCCCUCGCCGGCCCCGGUGGCUCAGGGCAGGAGGCCCAGCGGCCCGGGCUCGAAGGGACAGGCCAAACGGAGCGGGGCGGGGAAGGGGGGCCGGGGCAAGCGGGGCUCGACCCGCCGUGCCGGGGAGGAGGGAGGCCGGCCCGCCCGGCGGGCCCAUGUCACCGUGGACAGCUCCAAGGCCAAGACCUCGCUGGAGGCGCUGAAGAUCAGCUUGCGGCAGCUCCGCUGGAGAGAGUUUCCAUUUGGUCGGCGCUUGCCCUGUGAUAUCUAUUGGCAUGGGGUAUCAUUUCAUGAUAAUGACAUAUUCUCAGGUCAAGUCAACAAGUUUCCAGGCAUGACAGAAAUGGUGCGUAAAAUUACCCUGAGUCGGGCAGUGCGAACAAUGCAGGAUCUAUUUCCCGAAGAGUACAACUUCUAUCCCCAUUCAUGGAUUCUGCCAGAAGAGUUUCCCCUCUUCGUUGCUGAGGUUCGCAUGAUGAAAGAGAGCGAUCCACCCUGGAAGCCCACUUUCAUUGUGAAACCUGAUGGUGGGUGUCAAGGGGAUGGAAUCUACCUCAUUAAAGACCCCAGCGACAUUAGACUAGCAGGAAAUCUACAGAGCCGGCCAGCUGUAGUCCAGGAAUAUAUCAGCAAACCGCUGCUGAUUGACAAACUGAAAUUUGAUAUUCGUCUAUAUGUCUUACUGAAAUCUUUAGAACCAUUAGAGAUUUAUAUAGCCAAAGAUGGACUCUCUAGAUUUUGUACAGAGCCGUAUCAAGAACCCACCCUGAAAAACUUGCACCAGGUAUUUAUGCACUUAACCAACUAUUCACUGAAUAUUCACAGUGGGAACUUCAUCCAUUCUGACAAUGUAAACACCGGCAGCAAAAGGACUUUUUCAAGCGUUCUCUACAGACUGUCUUCCAAAGGGGUUGACAUCAAGAAACUGUGGUCGGAUAUAAUUUCAUUGGUGAUUAAGACUGUUAUUGCACUGACUCCAGAGCUGAAAGUUUAUUACCAAUCUGAUAUACCAGCUGGAAAGCCUGGGCCAACUUGCUUCCAGAUUUUAGGAUUUGACAUUCUCCUAAUGAAAAAUUUGAAGCCUGUGUUACUUGAAGUAAAUGCAAACCCCAGCAUGAGAAUAGAACAUGAGCAAGAGCUUUCUCCAGGAGUGUUUGAAAAUGUCCCAAGCCCCGUUGAUGAAGAAAUAAAAGUAGCUGUCAUCAGAGAUACCCUUCGUCUAAUGGACCCGUACAAAAAGAAGAAAAAAGAUAAUCAAUCUCAACUGUCUGAGAAUGCAUCAGACACAAAAGAUGAACUAUUGGAACCAGGAUCAACAGACCAAUUGGAACAUGAUAUCAGCAAAAAUCCAGAAGCCAGCUUACCCUCCCUUUGUCUCAAGCAAGUGUUUCCAAAAUAUGCCAAACAGUUCAGCUAUCUGCGACUGGUGGACAGAAUGGCUGCAUUGUUUAUCCGAUUCCUUGGAGUAAAAGGGACAAUGAAGUUGGGACCAACAGGUUUCCGAACAUUUAUAAGGAACUGCAAGCUGAGUAACAGCAAUUUUUCAAUGGCUUCCGUGGAUAUUCUGUACAUCGAUAUCACAAGAAGGUGGAAUAGUAUGGGACUAGACCAAAGAGAAUCAGGGAUGUGCUUGCAAGCCUUCAUAGAAGCUUUCUUUUGCCUGGCUCAGAGAAGAUACAAGUCACUCCCACUUCAUGAGCAAGUGGCAUCAUUGAUUGAUUUCUGUGAAUACCAUCUAGCCAUCCUCGAUGAGAAGCGCCUGGUUUGCAGCCGAGGAAUAACGGAACGCCGAGCAGCUCUGGUUACCUGUCAGCCAGAUGGACUCCACCUCACGGCAGCUACUCAUGCGCCUCUCCUGAACCGCAUGACUGCUGCCAAUAAACUUACAGAUUAUAGAAAUCAUCGGUCUUGAUGGGCACUAUCAAGGAAAAAAGACAAUGACAGGGCUGGAAACUGAUCCCUGAACACAUGCUGCAGGAGGCGAAACAUGGGCUCUUGAGUUCUUCCAUCUGACAUUCACCGUAAUGUAUUACAGCUUUCCCUGAUUUAUGCUCUUCAGAAGUGACUGUUGCAAACUUCCCCUUCCACGUAAUGACUCUCAGUGGAAAUGGCUGUUGUUUAUUAUUUCCCCAGUGGACAUACAAAAUAGCUGAAAUGACAAACUGCGUCUUUUAUUCAGAGUUUAUAGAAAAUCAUUUAUGAAGACAAAGGGGCAAAAAUGCAACGUUACAAUAACUGGCAUCAUGCGGUUGAUAUCACUGACUGAGAGGGGCAACCUCAGAGAAGGAAUUUCAGCUCAGUAAUGCCUUGGAGAAGCCAAUUUCUACAACACGAGCAACAUGUUUUUGAGCCGCGCUGUGUGUUCUGGACAUUGUUUUGAAACCAAGUAAGGAGAUGCAAACUGGCAUUUCUAAAUUGUGUGCGUUUUUAAAAACUAAAACUCCAAAUUAUGCAUUUGAUCACAUUUUAGGUUUUGUCUCUCUCUUAUGAGGAUUUAACUGUAUUUUGUUUUGUGUGUAUUGAUACAGAUUUUGUCUGUUGGGUGCCGGCAGCUACAUACUGGAUUUUUAAAAAAAGUUAAUCCUAAAGCGCUGAAAUCAUAACCACUUUUGAGGUCCAGCUCUUUGCACACAGCCUUUGUUACUCCAACUGCCCUUAUAGGUCAAAAGAAAAGAUUAAAAUGGCUAUCAAUCCUACCCACCCGUAUACCCCAAACCAGCUCCAUUAGGUUCUCUAAAUUGAUAGGUGGUACUUCAGCAGGACUGCAUGCAUAUGGAUUGAUGAGCACUGAUCCUGCAAAGAGAACUGCAAAGGCUCACCCCAACAUUGUUCUCUUUUCAGGGUCAGGGCCUGGGAGCCAGAUCUAAAGCCCAGGGAAGUCAGUGGGGCUUAAGUGGCCUCUGGAUCAGGCCUAGGUGAGGUCACAGUUGUCAGGAUCAGAUACUAGUUAUGAUCUUCAUGGCCUUGAAUGGUUGAGGACCCCACCACUCAGAUCUCCAAUUUCCCAUGGUCCCAAAACAAUUAAUAAAAAAUGUGGAUUUUUUCCAAGCAUUUCAUCUUCUGGGACAAGUGUGAGGGCAUUCUUGGCUGAAGGCCUCUGUGAGAACCUGAGUUUGAAUUCAGAGCACAGCACUCUUCACUCCCACUGGGUUGGGAGCUGAGGGCACUUAGCAUCAUGUAGAGUUAGGCCCAUAGGGCCUGAAAGCAAAGCCUGUUGAAGUCAAUGGAAGACUCCCAUUAGUUUGGAUUAGUCCCUUAGUUAGGCCUUGAUGUUAGUAUUAUGGCAAACCUCUGAAUUCAUUAAGAUCUGGGUCAGGUCCUCAGUGGGUGUAGAUUGGUGUAGCUCCAUCUGACUGAGAGGCUUUCAGGACAUCUGGGCACUGUUACAGCAAUAACAAAGAGCAAUGCUCUGGGGCCAGAUUGCAAAUUAAAAUGAAGGUAAUUCUAUUGUUUGGUCCUUCGGAGAGGAAAACAACUAGAAUUGUUCAUUACGUAUAGUGCUUUAUUUACUUCAUGAGCACUAGCUCUCUGUGCCACUGCAUAUUACCCUGUAACUAUGCUCUGCAGAUAGGAGCAAUUCCAUACUUCGUUUUUUUUAUUUUAAUAAUUAUUUGAACAGCUACUGUACAUAUUUUCUCUGUACUUGUAGCAUGUUCUGGCCAGCAUUCAAUGCUGUAAUUAAUAUUCUGUCACAGUACAGCACCGAACUGUGCAGAGCUAGUUUUUCAAGUGUCUGUUACUGUAACUAAUGGAUUUAACAGUAAAAAGCUAGACUAAUUGCAUAUUGGAUUUUUUUGCUAUCAUUUUUGGACCAGGAAUGGUACCUAGAGCUGUACCUUUUCAUAGGUCCUCAAAUUUCUCUUUAAAAAAUAUAUAGAACAAAGAUGUACAAGAGAAUACAGUAAUCCUUGCUGGAUUAUGUUACUAGAUUUCUUUUUAAACACAAUUCUAUAGUUUACUCCUGUUUCAUAGGAGAGAAGUCAUGGGACCCACUAGUCUGCUCUCCCAUUGACCUUACUGGGGGCUAGUCUCAGCAAGACUGUGACACUUAGAACUUCGGUACUGUUGACAAGGAACCUUCCAUGUAUAAUUGCAGCUAAUGGUAAUGCACUUACCUAAUGGCUGCAGGAAAAAAUCCUUUCUUUUAUUCUUUAGAAUUCAAGAACCAGGGCUAAUUUGAAAGCUGUCCAUGCUGUGACCUAGCUAGCAUAGUUACAGGACAUGAAGAGGAGGAAGUAUGGCCUAGUGUUUAAGGCAUUCUGGGACUUGAAUGGCAUGGGUUCAAUUCCGUACUCUGCCACUGUCUUUCUCAGAGACCCUGGGCAAGUCAGUUUGUCCGUGCCUCAGUUUCCCAUCUGUAAUACAGCAAUAAUAGCACUGUCCUACCUCACAGGGAUAAUGUGAGGAUAAAUACAGUAAAGAUGGUGAGGUGCUCAGAUACUGUGGUGGCGGGUGUUGUACAAGGAUCUAAGAUGGGACAGGAUGGGCCCCGCAAGCAGAUCUGUGAUAAAAAAUUGCCUAUUUUUCAGAAAAUUUCAGCAAAAUGUUAGUAAUUAUCUACUAGCUUUUAUUACAAAAAUUGUUGCUACUUGCAAAAAAGAUUUUGAAUGGUAUGUUUUGAAAUUAAAAUUUCAGCAGUUUUUGCUUUGAAACUUGAUCUUUGAUUAAAUUUCAGAAUUUCAAAUUUUGAAAUUUGAUGUUUCCUCUUUCUAAUAGGAUUGAGGUAACUCAAUAAUCAAGCAAAAAAAGGCAUUUUAAUAGGUGUUUUCAUUAAGCUGGUUAUGAUUUGGUAAAGAAAGAAAACUGCAAAUCUCAGAAUUUCCCAAGUGGUAUUGUAGCUGUGUGGGUCCCAGGUGAUGAGAGACAUGGUAGCUGAGAUAAAUUGCUCCAGUAAAAGAUAUUAACUCACCUACCUCAUCUCUCAAUUGUCAGAGGUAAUCAGGUGAAUUCAUUCUUUCACAUGUAGCAUGCUAGCAAAAAGCUUGGGCAUCAGUUAAGUCCCACUUAAGCCUACAUGGGGUUGCAGUGAGUGUAACUAAAGACAGGAUUUGACCCACUGUCUUUAUUGUGAUAUUUAAUUAAAUUCUGUGUGUAGUCUGCAUAGCCUAUCGUCUCCCAAACACCACAACGAGAACCCUGGGACCCCCAUGCUCUUGUCCCCUUAACAGAGGUGAGAGAAUGAUAAUACUUCAUUGUCAGACUGAUAGUGGUGAUCUUUACACUGAUAUUAGACUACCUCUUGAGGUUUCAGAGUUCUAUUAAACAUCACUAAGGUCACCAUUGUUGGGGUUUUCUCCCAGAUGGAGUUCUGUGGUGCUGAACUCCUACACAAGAUGUUACACAAUGAAAUACCGUAUGUGAUCCUGUACUCCAUCGACACCUCAGGGCACCACAGAGGAAGCCUCCUGUUGGGCAACACAAAUGGAGAGGGGAGAUUGGCUUUUGUAUUGACUGCAGUAGAGAAUAUGUUAGUUCUAGAAUAAGAGAAAGAGGCAGGAAGAUCUGCACACCCUAUUUUAAAGACAAGCAGAAUGUCUUGGGAAAAUUGUAUAACAAUAUUUGCUUAUGGACCAGAUGAUUUGGGACAGUUUCUCACUCUCUAGGUUUUUAUAUCACAUCUUUCACCGUGGUACCUGAGGGCUUCCCAAAAUAAUAUAUCCCCUUUUCCUAAAUAUUUCAGAUUUUGCCUUCAUGCAAUGGGCUGUAACUACAUCAGUGGUGUCAGACUGUUUUUUUUCUGUCUCCCUUUGGACCUACACGUUCUAUAAUAAUAAUAAUAAAUAAUAAUAAUAAUGGAGAUAUCCCAUCUCCUAGAACUGGAAGGGACCUUGAAAGGUCAUCAAGUCCAGCCCCCUGCCUUCACUAGCAGGACCAAGUACUGAUUUUGCCCCAGAUUCCCAAGUGGCCCCCUCAAGGAUUGAACUCACAACCCUGGGUUUAGCAGGCCAAUGCUCAAACCACUGAGCUAUCCCUCCCCCCCAACCUGCUGUCCUUUAGGAUGAUGAAAAGCCCAAAAGAGUACAGUAUAUUUUGAUUUCACAUGCAUUUUAACAGAAAAGUUACUGUUUCCAGUUUUAAGGGCAUGCAGAAAAUCAGAUACAGUAUUGCAGUAACGGGCAUAUUAGAAAGACCAGAGAUUACACAAGAUUUUAUGGCUCCUCUGAAAAUGACCUUUGGGGGUACAUUUCCGCAGCAGUGGAGGAUUUAGCAUCUUGACACCUAUUUUAAUAUAAUGGGCUAAAUGAAUUUACACAAGCAACAUUUAGAAUUUAUGCUCUUGAUUGGAAAACAGCUGCAUGCAGCCUAUAACUGCCUACUAAUGGAGUCCGUAGCGGUACUGCAGAGUGCAGUAAGAAGACAAACGGAGCCAAUUAGAAACAAUAUGAACUGGACCAUGUUAAUGUCAGAUGGCACCGCACUUUUAUCUUCUCACACUUGUCCUCUCCUUUUUUUAAGGGCAAAUCUUUUCUCCUGCAAUGGCCAGACUGCUUGAAAUGUUUUGUGUGUUGUGCAGUGAAGAGUGUAAUUUUAGGCUGAAGCCACCAUCCUCAGCCUUGUUUAAGUUUCAUAAAGAUUAUUGCAGGAUGAAGAUAAAAUGCCAUGCUCCAAGUUUUGGCAUCUGUCAAAACAGAUGAAGCUGAAAGGAUCUUUUUUUCACACUUUCAUUGUAAUAUGUUUGAAGACAUUCACAAGUUGAAAAAUGGUUACUUCUCGUUCUGUGGCAUCUGGCAUUUGUCUUGCGAUUGGCAGUGUGUUACUAGAAAAUAGCGUACAGUUUCUCUCAUCUUGAUUGAUGUGCUAUACAGAUAGUCUUGUAUAAGACUUGGAUUUGAAAUGUUAUGAAUGUGAGUGUACCACUUGAAAGAUCUAGGAAAGGCAAUCUAUGCCCUGAAAUAUCCAUUUUUCUCAUCUCAUAACUGUGCUCCCUGUAUCUAGGUGAGAUACAAAACUGCAGUUUGUAAUAAACUCAGAUGAGGGGUCUCUGUAUGUUGCCACGCUUUAUUGGCUCUGAUGGAUGUAAUAGAGAUUUUCAGAGCUUGUAUCUAUUUCUUGCUUAUGUGAUAUCGCUGAUUUGCCUCCCAUCUUAAAAGACAAAGAAUGCUUUGUAGAAUAGUCAACAUGUUCAGUCACCUAUCACUGGUAACCCAAAGUCCACGUAUUUAUGCAACUGGGAAACUGCAUGACCUGUUAUUCCCUGUAGAGAAUAUAUAGAACAGAGCUGUUCUUUGGGGACUUAAUGGCAAAGUCACAUUCCCGCUCUGCCCCAUCCUCCAGUUCUGGCAAUUUCUUCUGAAUCUUAUUUAGAGUCCAAAGCAAAAUGAAUUUUACAUAACCCUUGGGCUAGUGCAGUCUGCACACAAAAAAUGACCAGAGAGGUUUAAUUCAGGAUAUGAAUGCUGAUGUCCUGAUGUUAAUCAGUAAAUCCUGAUGGCUCAUCCUAGGGAGAAAACCAGUAAGCGACUGGUACUUGGAUGUAUUUUAUUAGACUGGUUACCACUGAAAUCUUUCCACUCAUUCAUGGAAACAUCAUAUGGAAAAAUCAAGCCCGUGUUCAUCACUGUCUGACCUUGUUCCAUGUUUCAUCACUAGCAAUUGUUAUGUCUGUUGGACAGUGACCAUUCAGCCUCCAGGUAUAUCUGUCGUCUGUUUUCUUUUCCACCACAUGUUCUCUCUUUGUUCUGCCUAAUUCCAUGGCUCUAUUUUCCAGCUUGCCCACGCACACAGCAAAUUGAUGCUUUUAUUAGCGAUUUCUGUUAAUUUGGCACCAUGUUGAAUCUAUUAGUGUCAUUUCUUAUGUUGCUAUGGAGUUUCUACUAGAAUGUGACUGUCUCCUCAGUUGAUUAUAAAGAUGAAAACUUCCUGCUCCAUCUUCUUGGUAGCAGGGUUAUAGCAAGGUCCCAGAGGGCCCGGCUGCAAGAAUAUGUUAGGGUCCCUCUUCCCGAUUCCAAAAUCCACCCCCUCCAGCCCAGCCACAGCUCCAAUUCAGCCCCUGCUUAGCUUCCCUCACAGCCCUCCUUCAGAUACCCCAUAACCCUGCAGUUCUGAGCCCCACCAGCUCUCUCUCAACCCCCCUCCAGCCUCCAUCAGUCCAGCUCCCAACUCCCCCAGCCCUGAUCCAAUCACUCCUCCUGCCCCCUACUUCCCCGAUCCACCUCUCACCCUCAUUUCAGGCCCCCACAAGUCUUCCCCCAGGUCCUCCCUUUAUCUGCUCCAGCUCCACUCCAGCCCCCUACUCCACCCAUCCCCCCAGCUCUGAUCCAGAACCCCCCAAGCGCCACUCCAACUCCCUUCCCCCAUCCUCCACAGCUCCAGUCCAGCCUCCCACCUCAGCCAGUUCCGCCUCAAAAUGGCCAAUGCUUUUACCUGGGGCUCCAUGUCUAGAAGUGAGGGGCACAUCUCCCAUAUCUGCCCCUUCUCCCCCUCACGCCUUUUCUGUGCAUCUUUGCCGACUGCUCACGCUUGAGGUUGCCCUAGCUGGAGGGGCCCCCAAUCCCAGCUGCCUCCCUGUCCCGGGACCCGCUCUCCUCCGGCGGCCCCUUUCCACUGUGGUGUGGCGCGGCUGAACUUCUGCCAGUGGCAUGAAUAGGGAUACAUGUAUGCAGCUAGAUCUGAGCGCCCCCGGCACCUUGUGGGCCCUGGUGCAGCUGAACCAUUUGCACCGAUGUAGCUACAUCCCAGCGUGGUAAGCUGUCAUCCAUCCCAUCGCACUGCACAGCUGUUGAUUAGAUGAUUGAGCUUUGCUGUGGCUUUAUUCAGUUAGCGCAAGCCCUUCAAGCCGAGAGCUGGACUCCUCUGCUACCUUUCUGCUCAUAAACACAAAACCCGAUCAGUUGUCCAGAGCAGAUGAGCUCAUGGAGCGUCUCUGUCUUUUCCUGUCUUUAGACUAUAGUGCUGUGCUUUCCAGGGGGUGGGCUUUCUUAGAGCUUCAUUGCACAGGAGUGCAGACGUCCUCAUUAAAUCCAAUCCUGCCUUAAUGGAGAGAGAGCAACCUCCCAGUCGACCCAAAUGAUGCCAAGUUGUAACUGUCCUUGGUGCCGCCACUGACCGGAGCUGUAUGAUUUGCAGGCUCUUGUUCUCACACCACAUGCAUUUUUUCCACCCAGUGAGAAUGGCUUUGGUUUUUUAACCUUUGAAAGUGGAUAUCUUCAUGGUUAUAACUAACAUAAGGGAUAAAAUAAAUCAAAUCUAAUCUAAUCUUUUCAGCUAAUGUCUUGAAUCAAAUUUACAGAAGGGACCUCUCAGUAAAUGGCACCACACAAUUUCUUUUAAAUCUACAGAGCUACAGUUGAAAGGUAGAGUAGAUGCAUUAAAAUGUCAUCUACACUUAACCCUGCAACCAGAUAUGAUGUUAGAUUUCUACCAAAAUCCGAUUGGCUUUCUGUCUAGUCUUGCCUUGAAUAACGCCAGCCUGGGAGAUUCCUUGGCAGGUAGUUUUUUUAAGGAUAAGAUAUUAGCCGAGGCAAUAAACACAGUGCUGCUCUCUAUUCUUUUAAAAGAAUAGUAAUAAUAGUGUAUUUUAGUUAUCAUAAACACACAUCAGAGUGUAUGGCAUUAUAUUCCAGAGCCGAGCCGAAUAUCCUGAUUUAAUACAUAAAGUAAGUGAGCGACUUGGAAACGUCAUAAAAUCCAGAAAUAAUUUGAGUUUAAUUGAAGCAUCUUAGUGUAGAAGUUGUUUUCAAGUUGGCUAAGGAUGUUGUCUCAUGGUUCAUCUCUGUCAGACAGUGCUGCUGUUUCGAAUAACGCCCAGCUUGGUGGGCUUGGAGUGCUGUUGUUGCUCUGACAACUUGUGCUGUUUGGAAGCUGUAAAGUUCUUGACUACAAACACCCGUACUGAAAGCCAGGCGUUCUCCUUCGAGCAGACGCAGCUGUGUCUCCCAGUUAGGUGUGUACGCAUCACGCGCACUGGAGCCGGAGAAUUUUGCCUAGAAGUGCUCACAGAGGUAAAGAGCUGCUCCAGGCCAUACUCCCUCCCCUGGCUGUAUGAGGCAGCGCCACCCCACCCCCCUCCCUUCCUCCGCACUGAAUGCCCACAAGAUGAGACUGUGGUGCAGAGGGGACGAAGGCUGGGUACAGGGCCGGCUCUAGGCACCAGCAAACCAAGCACGUGCUUGGGGCGGCACAUUUUCAAGGGCGGCAUUCAGGCCGUCUUUUUUUGCUUUGGGCGGCAAAAGCCUAGAGCUGGCCCUGGGUGGGUAAUGGAAUAUACGUUUGCAUCACAGCUCGAAGAACCACAGUUACAAUAAGUAACCAUUUCUCCUGAGUAUUGUGGUGAAAGUUCUGGAGCCCUCUUCUCCCUGGCCUUUAAAGGCUGCUUGGCAAUGGCUGUGCUUUCCGUGCUGGCCCCUAAAGGGUGUGGUACUGCUGGUAUACAGGCUGUCUAUAGCUAUAAAGCAAAAUCUCAUCUUUAACUCUCAGUGUGAAACUACCUUUGAUUUCGCUGAGCGCAUCUGAGGGCAGAGUUGAGCCGAGGGAGCUGAUUAUCUUGUUGCUUUGAAAACAAAUUGGAAAUGGUACUGAUGCAAUUCUGUCUUUCAUUUAUGUUUCUAACACUGAGAACCACUUGAUAGAAAGUGAACACAAAAAGAGGUGUUCUGCUCUGGCCGACAGAGACACCACCAAAUAGUUAUUGCUUAUGGAGCACGACACAUCCAGGACACUUCAUCAAAUGCAUGAGGCCAAGGUACAUGCCCCCCCCCCCCCCCACACACACACACACAGUUUUACAGACUAAUCGCUGACAUAAUUCUAUUGCAAAUACUGUAAUGGAAAUAGAGUCCAGCAAAAUGUUUGGCUUCAUUGAGUCAAUCGGUCCAAAUGCUGCAGCAAUGGGCCUCUAAUAAUGAAUGCAAAUAUUUGUGCCAUCUUAAGGUCAUCAGCAGAGAUUAAAGUAAUUGACAUAUUGGUGUAGCGUGGAGUCGAGAGAACUCAGCACGUGUCUCUGAACACAAUUGUGGGCUGUGGCGUUACAGGUGGCAACAAUAGCCAGAACAUUUGUUGCAGGCUAUGGAAGGAGAGGGGAAUUUCUGAAGAGUGCUGCAGCCCUUGUGCCUCUGUUACCUGUUCAUAGCUUCUCCCCACCAAGUCAAUAGUCCCAGUCUCUGGCGGGCAGGCGGCAGUGUGUCUGUAUGAAGCAGGGGCUGAAAAUCAAAAGGGCACAACCUGGCAAUGAAGUUGUGCUGAGCCUUCUCCUUUAUGGUUCAGGAGGCCAGGCAGGGAACAGAAGAGGGCCAGAACCCUCUUCGCCUUUGCAGUUGUCAUGCUUGGCACUGCCAGUGACACAUACUAAAACGUUUGCAUUUAUUAACCCAAGUGUAAACUGCAGGGACCUGAAUCAGUUCAGAAUGAUCACUUACCAAUUAAAAACUAAAGUGCUAUUUGCUCUCCUCACUUGGUCCUGAAACAGUAAAUGUCACUAUUGUUUGUUCUACUGUAUUUGUAAAAUGCUGCACUUUAUUGCUGUGGAUAGUUUGAGCUAUUUAAGAUAGAGAUUCUGUUAUUGUAUAGAGAGUUAUGUGCUAGAUUUUAUCUUUGAUAUGAAUGAAUCAUUGAAUGUUUAAUGCUUUAAUUUUUCUGAAGUAGGAAAACAGGUUUUUUUUAAAGAUUUGUGUAAUGUACAUAGAUUAUGAAUAAUUGCUAAUAUACAUUUUUGGGUAAUGAUCUAUAUAUUACAUAUUUAGGAGCCAUCAUGUAGAAUGCCUGAUACAAGGUAGCCAGCUAUAAAAGCAGCACGCAUGUCAUCAUGCGCAUAUUUCAGUGUGGAUGGAGGGAGAGGGAGGGUGGGAAAUGACAUGUCAGAGAGAGAUGUGACAUAGGUUUAAGCAGUUAUUUAUUCAAUCUCCUAAUGUGGAGAUUAAAGAUCACCAAAGCCCUUUAAACCACUAAACAAAAUACACCCACAAGAGGAAUCAAUAGCAGAAAAAGUGGAUUUCAGAUUCUUGACUCCAAAGUUAUUUCUGUUUAGUUUCUUCUCCUCAAGGUCCCAUAGCACAGUGAGAAGAAAAGAGGUGAGUACCAUAUAAUCCCAGGCUAUGCUGUCUCCAUUCAGCUGUGUUUCACUUUCACCUCACAAAGGAGUGACAAUUCUUAUGGUGCAUGUACUGUGCUAGAGAACUACAAACCCCAGCAUGCUUUGCAAGCGAGCUACAAUUCCUAUCUUUCCAUGGGAUAAAAUUAGCUAUAUAAGAAACACCUGGGUACUCCCUUCCCCCUGCAUCUCUUGCUGUGUCAGUGGAUUUGCUUCCAAGCUGAACAGAGGCCACAAGCCUUCUACUAGGAUACGUGCCUGUGAGUAGCUGAUCUCUUCCAACUACCCUGCCCAGAGCAAUGGCAUAGGAGCUCCCAAACCAGUAAGUAGCAGCAUAUGCUGUAUUUACAUGUUUGUAUUUGCGUGGGCAUGGCUUUGCUGCUGUCCUACCGUACAGUAUAACUAAGUAACCAUCAUCCAUUGCUACCCUUCUUGGGGGUGAUAGCAUAUUUUAAUAUUGGGGUGCUAGGGCAAACAUGACUGUCAAAAUCAAUAACAAGUUUAACAGGUAAACUAAACAGUAAAAGGAGUUGGAAACAGCCCUUUACACAGGUUAGGGCCACCCAGGAAAACAACACUAGUAGGAAGGCCUUGGGAUUCCCCAGUUCAGACUGGUUCCAUGUCCUCUCAUCCGCAGUAAGAAGGCUGCUUAGUAGCUGUGUUGUCUGCAACCCAGCCACCAUACCCCCCCCCCCCCCCGUGCUUUGUGCAUCCCCUUACCGACCUGUGUGUAGCGCUGGGCUGCUUGUAUGGCAAACACUCACUAAAACCCUUAAAAAUCACUUAAAAACAAUCACUCACUUUUGUUGAUUAUGAGGCAAACAAUCUGUUGAUGCUUUUUUCAAGUAAGGGUGAAUUCUUCAUUUACAAACAUAAUGGCCUUCACACAUGCUUUUAACUUAUACAUUUGCUGAUGUAUAGUCAAGAAAGACAUUUGAUAAGACUGCUGUCCGAGAGUGGGACUCCAGAUCAACUGGUGUUUGAAUAGUGAGGCAGCAUUAGAAAGAAGCCCUUGUUAUGCAAAGAGGACUGUAAUGUUUCUGGGGUUUGAUUCCUUUUAGUUGCUGGGCCAGGGAUUGAAGAAUUUCAGGGUAUUAGUGCACUGCUCAUUGAAGUCAGGUGUUUAUCAGCUGGAAAUUAGCUUGCCUUGAUCAGCUGUGACCAUGUGCUUGGCAGUGAGGAAAGACCCAUCCCAGAACAUUCUCUCCUCUGUUGUGAUGCUGCUGAAUUCAGAGGAGCAGGUGGAUUGAAUGUAAUUUUUGGCUGGGGACUGUGCCAUGAGUGUUCAGAGUAAGGCAAAUCUGGCCUAUUGGCCCCAUUGCCAAGACGGGUCUGGGUGUACAAGCCAAUUAUCAGAAGGUGAAAGCAACCACAUAGACUUCUUGAGUAGAUUUUGAUCAGCAAUAUGGAAGUGAACGAAUGUACCUUCUAAAUGAAUUAAAGUCCUCUUUCAUUAACUGAUGUGUUUAUUCACUGUUGCACCAGUUUUCUUCUUUACAAAACACACUUUGAAACUGUAUAGGAAGGCGUGGGAUUGAAAUUAACUUGAAACAGUGGCAGCGACUUACCAAGCCAUUGUCUGUCCCUAUUUCAGUGGGACUGUGGCCAUUUUCCUCAGCCACUGUCAGCCUCCUCCCAGCCUGAAGCCCUGGGUGCCAGCCUGGUUCUGGCCGUGCAGCAUUUGCUAUCGCUUUGAAUUCCCUGCCUUUUCGGUUGGUUUCAUCUUAAAAAUGUAAACGAGCCAUAAAAGAAGAACCCCUUACUUGUGUAAGGCAGAUUUUUAAGUACCAUUUUAGGAGUUUUUAUAAAACACAGACUGUAACCAGUUGAUCUUAAUGAACUGAUCACUGGGAUACUUAUCCAAGUGCUGUUAAAACACACCACUUAGGGAGCUUUUAAAUGGACCUUAUGAAACCAGUAUAUAGUAGGUACAGCCUGCCAUGUAAAUGUGCACUGAAGAUCCUGUGUAAAAACUCUUAACUUAACCAAUAGACUUUCUUGGUUUCUUUGCAGCCAUCAAAACCUAUUCCAUAAAUAUCUAUGAGAAGUAUUUUAAAAUGCAGCUUAUUUUUAACGCCAAUAGAUGGAACUUUUCGAAAGCUUUUUUAUGGUCUUACCUAGCAAAUCUGUAUUUAGUGACAUCUUUAAAAGUCGAAUUGGAUUCUAUUCCAGCUAGGUUCUUAUACUGCACUCACCACUGUAGUAUCCGACGACCUGACAUGCCCCGGUCACAUAGGAAAUCUGUGGUAGAAUCAGGACUGGAAACCAUUCUGUUAAUGCAAAGAUUUGCCUUAAUUAACAGGGGAAUCCAAAGAGCUAAGUUCUGUCCUGAUAAAUGCGUGCAAUUCCCACUGAUGUCAAGAGGCCAUCAUGAGGUGGAUAUGAUAGAGGUCUAUAAAAUCAUGACUGGUGUGGAAAAAGUAAAUAAGGAAGUUAAUUUACCCCUGCACGUAACACAAGAAGUAGGUUCACCAAAUGAAAUUAAUAAGCGUCAGGUUUAAAACAAACAAAAGGAAGUAUUUCUUCAUGCAACGUACAGUCAGCCUGUGGCACUCAUUGCCAUGAGAUGUUGUGAAGGCCAAGAUUAUAACAGGGUUCAAAAAAGAGCUAGAUAAAUUCAUGGAGGAUAGGUCCAUCAAUGGCUAUUAGCCAGGAUGGGCAGGGAUGGUGUCCCUAGCCUCUGUUUGCCAGAAGCUGGGAAUGGGUGACAGGGGAUGGAUCACUUGAUGAUUACCUGUUCUGUUCAUUCCCUCUGAAGCACCUGGCAUUGGCCACUGUCAGAAGACAGGAUAUAGGGCUAGAUGGAACUUUGGUCUGAUCCAUUAUGGCCGUUCUUAUGGGGUGGAAGCAAUCGCAGAUGUGUGCAGAUAUGGAGAAAAUUCAGCAGCGUGCAGAAAGUCAGCCCAAGAUCUGUGCACCACUUGCAUCCCACUGAGCGUCUGGUGGCUCUGUGUAUGGGGUAGCAGAAUCUGGGCCCAAAAAGGAAUUCUUCAGAACAAUAGCUCUGCUGCACUGCUCUAGGCCUGUGCAAAGCAUGUGUUAGUGCACUCCAAGGGGCUGACUCGUCUAGCGUUGUUGUUAUCAGAAAGAUACAAAUUGUGGAUUUAUCGGUAUCAGAGAGGUCAGUAAUCAUGUCAGAUUAGUAUUUAUUUGCGGGUGGGUUUGGUCAGCUUGUAGUCCUAAACUAACCUUCCUUUUUCCUUGUUCUUUCAUCAGUGGGGAAGGAAUAGACUGUAGUAGCCCUGUUUGGAUUUUGACAUUAUUAAUAGCUGUCUGACAGCUCCAUGAGCAUGCCACUGCGCAGUUCAUUAAUUGGGAACAGAAAGAUGGUUUUGAAGCAAUUGGUACAUCUGUUCUACACUGUUUUUUUGCUCUGAUCUCCAUCAUGUGUAUUAGUUGAUAAAAACCUUGUAAAACAUG